AUGUCUGAGAAACAACAGGGUGUCGCAAAUCGCUCCUGGAUUUCUUUUUCUUCUCUUCAUCUUUGGGCCUUCUGCCUUGCUACGGUCGCUUUAAAACUUUUUGUCGGUAAUGUUGACUUCUUCACGUCGCCAGAACGCCAUGACCCUCUUUUCUGGUACGAGCCAGGAACUAAUGCCACUUUGAUCAAGAAUGCGACGAUCUUCACGGGAGAAAUCUCGGAUGGCGAAGGGGUGGUUUUGGUGGGCUCGGACAUCUUAUUAGAUAAGGGCAUCGUGAAAGCCAUAGGAAACCUUUCACCCAAAUAUGGAGACUCAAGCACAUUUAUCAUCCAUGCCAACGGUGCUUGGGUCACCCCAGGACUAAUCGACCUUCACUCCCACCUUGGCGUCAUGAGCAUUCCGUUGACAGACGGCGCAUCUGACGCAAACUCAAAAAAGGGACCCAUAGUUCCGUGGCUACGGAGCAUCGAUGCUCUGAACACCCACGACGAUGGAUUCAAGCUUGCAGUCGCUGGUGGCGUUACUUCAGUGAAGGUGAUCCCGGGGGACAUGAAUGCCAUUGCGGGCGAGGCAUUCAUGAUUAAGACACGACCCACCUCAAAGCGGUCUCCCUCUUCGAUGGUUAUUGAGCUACCAGACCUCUGGAAUGCAACAAAGCGGGAAGAGAAGCAUGUACCCUGGCGCUAUCUUCAUCAAGGCUGUGGUGAAGACCUGGCAGUGUACAACCUAACUCGCAUGGACACAAUGUGGGCCCUGAGAUCAGCAUAUUCCGAGGCUCUUCAACACAAAAACGUCCAAGAUAGUUUUUGUGCUAUGGCCCAGUCUGGUUUAUGGGCGUCCCUUCCUACUGAAUUUCCUCAGAGUGUGAAAUGGGAACUGCUAACCAAUGUUCUUCGGGGCAGAGUAAAGGUUUCUGUUCAUUGUAAUGAAGCUGUCGACCUCGAUGGCAUGAUCAGGUUAUCAAAUGAGUUUCAAUUUCCUAUCUCCGUCUUCCACCAAGCUUCAGAAGCGUGGCUUGUUACAGAUAUUUUGAAUGAAACAUGGGGAGGAGCACCAGCAGUCUCCCUGUACGCGACUAAUCAUAGAUCCAAACGUGAAUCAUUCCGGGGGUCGGAGUUUGCGCCUCGAACUUUGACAGAGGCUAAUAUAUCCGUUGCGAUGCAGUCUGAACAGCCGGCCAUGAAUUCCAGGGAUCUCAUUUUUGAGGCGCAACAAGCAUAUCAUUUUGGACUUCCUGCACACCUCGCUCUCGCGUCUGUCACGUCUACUCCUGCUAUCAUUGCUGGUCUUCCGCACAGGAUCGGUACACUACGAGAAGGUUGGGAUGCAGAUGUCGUUAUGUGGGACUCACAUCCUCUAAGGGUAGGAGCAACCCCGGCGAUGGUUUGGAUCGAUGGUGCCCUUCAAGUCCCCUCCCUAGCUUACCAGCCUCCGAAGAAUAUCGCGGAUCCCGGAAGACAUAAAAUGCCUACUGCGCCGAGUUGGGACAAGGAAAGGCUUACCGCUUCAAAGUGGGAUGGACUUCCCCCUUUGCGUAACAAUAAAGAAGAUAGGAAGAUCGUCUUUUACAAUGUCAAAGAGGUUUGGACCCGUAGCUCCAAUGGAGACAUCGAGGAGAUUUUCCCUUCACCUACAGAUCCGGACAUGAAUGGACGUGGCAGAGUUGUCGUUGAACGCGGAAACCUUAUAUGUGUCGGAGGCAAUGAUAUGUGCUUGGCCAGCGAGUAUGACGCAGUCGACUACAUCAACCUUCACGGAGGUUCCAUAUCACCUGGACUGCAUGCAUACGGCACGACCCUUGGCCUGGAGGAGAUCCCUUCCGAACCAUCCACGGGGGAUGGUCACUUGGUUUACAAUCCUUUUACGGACGAUAUUCCGCAGAUUCUUCAUGAUGUAGCUGGUGUAACUCGAGCAGCAGACUCGCUGACUUUCGGAACACGGAAUGCCAAAGUGGCAUACCGUAGUGGGGUAACAGCUGCAACUUCCUUUUCUGCCGGAGCACAAGGAGCAUACACUCGCGUCGUCUUAGGACUGUCAACGACUUUCCGAACCGGAUCAGCUCAUAGCAUCCAGUACGGCGCUGUAAUACAGGAUGUUACCGCUCUCCACAUUGCGAUAGCUCCGCCCACUGUUGGGAAGGAUCGUGUCGGAGUCAGUGAUCAAGUCGCGGCUCUUCGGCGUCUACUGUUUGGUUGGGAAAGCACGGAGACAGAAACAGGCCUGUGGUUCAAAAGAGCGGCCGAGGGAGAAGUGCCAUUGGUGAUCGACGUUAAUAGUGCCGACAUCAUGACUACACUCAUGUCGCUCAAAAGUGAAGUGGAGGAUAGGAUUGGGUCCAGGAUGAGAAUGGUGUUUUCGGGAGCAACAGAAGCCUACCUUCUUGCGCCGGAAAUUGGAAACUCGGGUGUGGGCGUUAUCUUGAAUUCGUUGAAACCAUAUCCUACGACCUGGGACGAACGGAGAAUACUGGCUGGUCCACCCAUAACAAACGAUACCACGUUAUCUACCCUCUUGAAGUAUGGGGUGAGCGUCGGAAUAGGAAUGAAGGAUCCUUACAUGGCGCAAAUCAUGCGUUUUGACCUUGCAUCCGCUCAAAAAUCCGUGGAUAGACUUGAAGUAUUGGCGUUAGCUUCGAGAAAUCUGGAAGUCUUAUUGGGCGUGAGAGAAGUUAACAGAGAUAUGGUUGUUUACGAUGGAGGUAGCUUAUUCGAACUUUCGAGCAAGGCCAUUGCAGUUAUUUCCCCUCAACGCCAGGGAGUCGAUAUGUUCGUUGCUUGA
Desarmillaria tabescens is the source of this 2778-nucleotide messenger RNA. RefSeq names its product carbohydrate esterase family 9 protein. The coding region runs from base 1 to 2778 and encodes 925 amino acids. Gene Ontology annotation, biological process: purine nucleobase catabolic process. The transcript has 17 exons. Gene Ontology annotation, cellular component: cytoplasm. NCBI's taxonomy places the organism in Eukaryota, Fungi, Basidiomycota, Agaricomycetes, Agaricales, Physalacriaceae. Gene Ontology annotation, molecular function: allantoinase activity. The record is from RefSeq and is a predicted model, not a curated record.